Molecule: messenger RNA, 2021 nt
Organism: Papilio polytes (common Mormon)
Lineage: Eukaryota; Metazoa; Arthropoda; Insecta; Lepidoptera; Papilionidae
Gene: Nfs1
Product: probable cysteine desulfurase, mitochondrial
Exons: 8
Coding region: 105-1472 (455 amino acids)
Biological process (GO): [2Fe-2S] cluster assembly
Cellular component (GO): mitochondrion; nucleus; cytosol
Molecular function (GO): cysteine desulfurase activity; pyridoxal phosphate binding
Source: RefSeq, a predicted model, not a curated record
UGACAUUAACAUUUAGUGAAAAAUAAAGUCUUUUUCGAUUUAAUUUUGAGUCGGCAAAUAAAGAUUUUAUGUAAUUUACGACUUAAUAAUCGUUUUAUUAAAAGAUGUUUCGGGUAAUCAAUAAUAUUACGCAGUUAUGCGUAAACAAUUCUUUGAAACGAAUAUUGCAGCAAGAAAAUGGUAUCCUAAUGGUAAUUCAAGGAACCAGAAAUUUAUCAAGCAGAGCCGAUAAUGACAAGUUUUCGUUAAAACAUGAAGAGGUUGGUCGUCCACUUUAUUUUGACGCACAAGCGACAACUCCUAUGGAUCCCAGAGUACUUGAUGCAAUGUUACCAUAUUUAGUAAGCUACCAUGGAAAUCCACAUUCUCGAACACACACUUAUGGAUGGGAAAGUGAAGCAGCAGUAGAGAAAGCCAGAGAACAAGUGGCAAAUCUAAUAGGAGCAGAUCCUAAAGAAAUCAUAUUCACAUCAGGAGCUACGGAGUCUAAUAAUAUAUCUGUCAAAGGAGUGGCACAUUUUUAUGCACCAAGAAAAAAGCACAUUGUUACAACACAGAUUGAACAUAAAUGUGUCCUUGAUUCAUGUCGUGCAUUAGAAGGUGAAGGUUUUAAAAUCACUUAUCUACCAGUCGGACCAAAUGGAAUUAUUAAUCUACAGCAACUAGAAGAGGCAUUGACACCAGAAACAAGUCUGGUGUCAAUUAUGACUGUCAACAAUGAAAUAGGUGUAAAACAGCCAAUAGCUGACAUUGGAGCGAUAUGCAAAAGCAAAAAGGUAUUCUUCCACACGGAUGCAGCUCAAGCUCUUGGAAAAAUACCGUUAGAUGUUAAUAAAAUGAAUAUAGAUCUUAUGUCAAUAUCUGGUCACAAAAUCUACGGCCCGAAAGGAGUGGGUGCGUUAUUCAUCAGACGUCGGCCCCGAGUACGUGUGGAACCAAUACAAAGUGGAGGUGGACAGGAGAGGGGAAUGAGAAGUGGGACUGUACCUACACCAUUAGUAGUGGGGUUAGGUGCAGCCUGUGAAUUAGCACAAAGGGAAAUGAAAUAUGACCAUGCUUGGAUGGAGAAUUUGUCUCAAAGAUUUCUAGAUAAAAUUUAUUCCAAACUGUCACAUGUGAUCAGAAAUGGAGACCCGGAACAAACUUAUCCUGGAUGUGUCAACUUGUCAUUUGCUUAUGUUGAAGGUGAGUCUCUGCUUAUGGCCCUGAAGGACGUGGCGCUGUCGAGCGGCUCCGCCUGCACCUCCGCCUCGCUGGAGCCCUCCUACGUGCUCAGAGCCAUCGGCACCGACGAGGACCUCGCACACAGCUCUAUUAGGUUUGGUUUAGGUAGGUUCACCACAGAGGAGGAGGUGGAUUAUACGGCGGAGAAGACGAUACGGCACGUGGAGCGGCUGCGCGACAUGAGCCCGCUCUGGGAGAUGGUGCAGGAAGGGGUCGACAUCAAAACCAUCCAAUGGUCGCAGCACUGAACAUAUAUUUGUAUAUUAACAUAUGUAAAUGUUAACCAGCAUUUCAUAUUUGUAGAAACUUAUUUUUGGCAGAUCUGUUUGUGUUUAAUUUUUUUUUAUUUGUACGUACUGAUUUCGAAAUUACACGUUAUUGUUUACAAUUGUUUGAUAAUAACGAUAAAUCAAUUCCGUAUUUGUUAAAUAUGUCAUUAGAUGACGAAAAUGUUAUUGUAAAAUUAUGAAAUUUAUUACAAAAGUCAAUAUUAAAACUGGCGCAUUCCACUUUAAUGGCCAUUUAGGUAAUUCCGGAAACAAUUGGAAUAAUAGAAUCUUCAAUUGAGUAUUAAUUCCCCCUUUGCACAACUGUAGUAACAUUUGCUACUUUAGGUAUAGAUAGAAUACACUGAAAAUAUUUUAUUAAAACAAAUAAGCCCAAAAGUAUAAUGGCGAAUAAACGCAGUCUGACAAUUAUUCUACUAUAGAUAAGUAGGUUCAAGUGAAUAAGCAAAAUGUAUUGCAAGAAUAUGUAUCACAAUUAAAAUCCAGAAUACACAAUAAAAUAAAAGAUUA